Molecule: messenger RNA, 7773 nt
Organism: Homarus americanus (American lobster)
Lineage: Eukaryota; Metazoa; Arthropoda; Malacostraca; Decapoda; Nephropidae
Product: RNA binding protein fox-1 homolog 1-like
Exons: 15
Coding region: 287-1513 (408 amino acids)
Biological process (GO): nervous system development; regulation of alternative mRNA splicing, via spliceosome
Cellular component (GO): nucleus; cytoplasm
Molecular function (GO): mRNA binding
Source: RefSeq, a predicted model, not a curated record
GAGUCGAGUCUCUCUCACAGUGUGUUAAAGGCAGGCACAGGGCCGAGUAGUGACAAGGGGUUCGACAGGUCGGUCCGAUAUUUUCGACGUCCGCGACGCUUUUGCGGUUUUUUAUCCCGACGUACGUUAUUCAACCGGCAAGCUGUGGGCUUCAAGUGUAUUUCCCCUGCCGGCGCAGGUUCAACCGGCAUAUUACCCGGUAAGCCCAGUACAUCCUUAUGGCGAUGAUUAUGUAAGUUCUCUCCAGGCAGUACGACACCCUGCACCCUGGGCUGGCAACGCACGCAUGCACAUGGUACAAACGACUAUGGCGGCGCCCUUCGCCUACACCCAAAAUGGCGAAGCUCCAACAAGCAAAGACACGCCUGGGAAAGAGGGACCCCCAUUUACCCCGCCGGGAGCACCUUCGGCGCCUCCUGGCGGGCCAGUAGCACCUCACACACCACAACCAGCAUCAGCACCGCCUGUUCCUGUCACCGUCUCCUCUAGUGGAGCAACGGUGGCAGGAGGGUUACCAGUUCAGGUUCCUGUUGGCCCUCCUGUUGUAGCUAAUGGCGUGGAACAACAGGGCGUUAAUACGAAUGAACCAGAGAGUGGAGAUGCCUCAGCCAAUGGGCAGCCUGGAACACCAGCACCAAGCAAAGAGCAGCCCAAGCGACUUCAUGUCUCCAAUAUACCAUUUAGAUUUCGUGAUCCAGAUUUGAGAAAUAUGUUUGGGAAAUUCGGCACAAUUUUGGAUGUGGAAAUCAUCUUUAAUGAGCGUGGAUCAAAGGGAUUUGGCUUCGUGACCUUCGCUUCAGCUGGUGAUGCAGACCGGGCCAGGGAGUCACUGAACGGCACAGUUGUGGAAGGUCGCAAGAUUGAGGUGAACAAUGCAACAGCUCGCGUCCAAACCAAGAAGCCUGCAGCUGCUGUUCCCAAUGUAUUACUGGCUAGAAAUGGAAUGGUGCCGUCAGCUGUAGCGACUGCAGCCGCCGCCCUGAGAGGGGUUGCCAUCCAGCGCGGCCGAGGUCGGUCAUAUCCGGCAGCUGCCCUUGCACGGCAUCCCACCCCACUAACUGCUGCCUCUACGGCCGCCCUGCAUGGCUACACACCUGGUGUUUAUUAUGACCCCUUCUUAGCUGCUCAAGCUGCCUCAGCCACAUCACUACAAGUAAAUCAGCAAGCUGCGGCAGCUGCACUAGGCCAAUCAGCUGCGGUCAAUCAAGCAGCUGCGGUCAAUCAGGCACAGCUUCUUAAGACCCCAACACUUUCUGUUUCAACGGCACAGCAGGCGGGGUACGCAGCUGCGGCUAAUGCCUACACUGCAGCUGCAGCGAGGGCCUAUGGGGUAGCUGCUGCUGCUGCCCAACCUACCGCAGUAGCUGCUUAUCCAACUAUCGCAGCAGGAUCGAUCUAUUACAGUGAGCGGGCAUAUCCGGACCCCUACAUCGCUGCUGCUUCGGGCAUUGGACCAGUCGCUGGGUAUGGGGCUGUUUACAGAGGCUCCUACAAUCGCUUUGCACCAUAUUGAAGAAACCCGCAUUCAUGUGUGUGUGUGUGUCUUCAUAAAACAUGACAAUUGCUGUUCAGAUUUGCUCACUAGAAGGUAAUUCAUCACGACUGCGUUUGGAAGCGUUGGAGGCAGUGGAAGCAGCGAAGGCAGUAGUCACUUCUUCCAAUGCUUCCAGAUCGAACUUCACCUCCCAAGGAAACAAGGUGCGGCUUCCGAACCCUCGACUGUGAUGUCUCUGCAGUAUGGUAGAUUAACUAUAAUUUAUGGAGUCUCUUAGAGUAUGACAUAGAGAGAUCCUAAACUGUGGGGUCUCUGUAGUAUGGAAUAGAUUGACCCUAAAGUUUGGAGAGUUUGGAGGAUGCAUAAAUAGGGAAGCCUUAGGAGGAUGGCAUUACAGUAAUAAAUUUGCCCUAAACUUUGGGGAGUUUGGAGAAAUGCAUAACUAGAUUAACCCUCAGCUGUGAUCCAUCUUAGAGUAUAACAUGACAAGAAAAAGACCCUAAAGUGAGAAGUUUGUGGAGGAUGACAUGAACAAAAUAACUGCUGAUUGAAGCCGUCACAUCAAGUCACAACAUUUAGUUGGGGGAGUUAGUCUGUGUUUCUGGUGAAUCUCUCUGUAUAUGGUUGUUAAUGGUUAAUCUAUAUGUUAUUGCAAAUUUAUCUGUUACGGUGUAAUUUACAUUAUGUUAAGGUGGACUUUGUAACAGUUCUUAACAAUGAAACAUAAAUCCAGAUAAAUAUCAUAUUUGUUAUAAAUAAUAACAGAAUGGCAGCUAUUUGAAGGUAAUUUUCAUUUCUUAAGAGUUUUAAACAGUUUGUGAUAUAAUGUAAUGAAUUGAAGGCAGCUCAGAAUUUUUUUAUGCUCUGUAAUUUUAGAUUUUACAGGCUGGAUGCAGCUCAAAGAGUGUUAUGUCAUGUGCUUCAUGAGAUUAUAGGCUAAGGCAGUCAGAAUGUGUUACAUCAAGAAUUAUUAAAGAUGUUACAUUGAAUAAGUUACCUCAACUGUUACUUAUGAUGAUAUGUAAAUGAAGUAUAUAAGAGGUUUUAGGCUUCAUAAUGGCAGUGUAACACUUAGUAAUGCAAUGAAACUGAAUACAACUUGUAAUACUGUAUUUUAUGUAAUGGGGCAGUAUAACAUUAUGCACUAAUGUAACUGAAUGUAGCUGGUAACAGAUUGUAGAUAAUGUCAGGUAAGUGUAACACCUUGUAACAAUUUUAGUGAUGUGAAGGUCUUAUAACACCUUAUAAUAUAAUGUGAGUGUUGUAUCGGAUGUCAGGAGAUAUGAAGGAACAUCUCAUAUUGUAACAAUGUGAGUCAUGGCAGAUUUAGGUGACAUCAGGCAGGUAUAACAUUGUAAUAUCUCAUAAUUUUAAGUUGAUGUGACAAUGACAUAACACUGUGUAACAUAACAGAUCCUCGGGGAUGUAGAGAUAUAUGUAACACCAGAUAACAUAAGAGAUUUUACUGUGACGUGACGGCAGUGUAACAGUCAACACAGCCCGUGACAUAUUGCGUGAUAUUAAGGGCAGUUUAUCACCCUAAAAUGUAAUACAGUGAUAUCUUUGUUACCCGGAGCAAUUGGUGCUGAGCACUUCCGGGAAUGAGAGAUUUCUGGGUAGUGAGACGACUCUCUCAAAGCCGGAAAAAAUCCCUCAUCCCAGAAUUUUCUGGGUAAUGGAAAAAUGUUCUCGGAAGUUCUAGAAAUUGCCCAUUACAUCAUCUCUCGAACCCAGAAAGACAUCCCCCAACCCCAGAAUUUUCCGGAUACCGGAAAACUUUUCCCGGAAUUUUCGGAAAAUGGCCUAAUUUUCAUCUCUCAAACCCGGAAAAAACUCCCCCAUCCCCGGAAUUUUCUUGGUCAUCAGGAAAAUUUUAUCUGAAUUUUCCGGAAAAUGUGCCCCUCAGAAAAUCGUUCCCGAAGCUGGAAUUUUCCAGAACUUCCAGCUUUGAGAAUGAUUUUCCGAGAAAAUUUCAAUUCUGGCUAUCGGAGCGUUCUGGAUUUGAGGGAUUCCGGCGAAUGGAGAUAUUACUGUAUAACAGAUUUUAGGGUGACAUGAGGGCAGCAUGACACAGAAAGCAGCAGCUUGCAACAGGUAUUAGAUGACGCUGGGGGCAGUGUGACACUCAUCGCAGCUUGUGGGUUACUAGGUGAGCUAAGGGCAGUGUGACACUGAAUGCAUCUCAUAACAGGUACUAGGUGACACUGAGGGCAGCGUGACAUUGAUCGCAGCUUGUAACAGGUACUAGGUAACACUAAGGGCAGCAUAACAUUGCUCAUAACAGGCAUUAAGUGAUAUUGAGGGCUGCAUAACACUUCAUAUUGUAACAAACGACAGCUGAUAUCUUGAACUUGAGGGGGUGACAGUCAGGCUCUGUUAUGAGGCGUUACGGCAGGACAAUUGGCAACACAAGGCCAGAAAAUAACACCAUAAUGCAUUAGUAACAAGCCCAUAACAACUGUGUAAUUUACAUAAAUCCUGUUACUGUAAAUUGUCUCUUUUUAUGGUGUUUUAUUCUAUGUUUUCUUUAUUUAUUUUUAUUUUUUGUCCUCGUAAAUGACACAUUUUUUACGAUGGUGAAUUGUAAUAUGACGUAAAAUGAUUUUUGUCAUAAAUGAUUUUUUUUUUACAAUUUUGUAUUAGUUACAAGAAAACGCAUACAAACAAUGAGUUUCUCCAUGUUUGUAAUCGAUACAGCGUUUGUUUUUCAUCUUAGAUGGCAGAAAAGCAUUUUGUAAAUGUAAAGAAAAUGUAGUGUGUUUUAAUGUCUUCAACGAAUGUAUGAUUAACUCUUACCAUUUCUUGUACAGUGUAAUUGUAAAUCACUUGUCUGUUUACAUUUUAUUGCGUAUUAUUCUGACGUAAAUGUGUAUUGUUUAAGUAAGUGUAAAUCUCUCCGUAAAUGAUGAUAUUAAUAGAAUCUCAUUUUAAGGUAAAUGUUGUAUUGUUUGUAAAAAGAAACAAGCGCACAUAAAAGUAGAAAUGUGUUUUUUCAUGUUUGUAAGUCAAACGUGUAGUUCUACGUCUCACGUUUGUUUAGUAGAAUUAUGUUUUCUGUAUGUUUGUAAAUGAAGUGAGUAGGUAUUCAACCUUUGUGUUUGUUAAUGGAAGUUUUAAUUUUUGUGUUUUCCUUGUGUUUUAAAACACUCAAGUGCAGCUGUUAAGAAUUUACUUGUCUUUACUUUUUACAACAACAAAAUGCAGCACUACUCAAAUCACGUGUUUGUUCAAUGUCAUUUUAGUAAAAACAAACAUAGGUGUUUUAAUGUGUUUUUUAUGUAUGUUUCACUCAAAUGCGAGAAGAACCCAAGCCGUUCAGGUCACAACAUUUGGUCACAAGUUUUACACCCUUUUGGACAUGAGGGCCACAGGAUAGAGCCUGAGAACCCUUAAAAGUGUUAAUUAUUAUCAUUAUCGUUAAUCUUAUUGCAAUUCAUCUUUUCUUUUUCUUAUAAAAAAAUAUAAUACACACUCCAUUACUAAUUUUUUUUAUAUAAAAAACAAUGGAAAACGGCAUGUGGGUUCUCUAAUAUACCUCUAUAAUUACAUUUUUUAGGUCAGUAUAAUUAGUAAUUACCAUUUAGUUAUCUUUGUUAAUUAUAAGCUUUUAAAAUCAAAGUCAAUUUAUGAUGCGCACAAUCAUUUCCUCAUUAGUGGAGGCGGUUGGGUAUGCCCUAUUAGGCCUAGGCAGUGUGGGUACAGCACACUGUAGGACAUUGAAAUUUCAGUAUAAUUGUGUCCUUUUAGGCUAAUUUAGGGGCAGUGUGUAUACAGCAGACUGCAGUACCUUGAAAAGUCAGAAUAAUUGUGCCCCUGAAGGUCAUUUUAUGGGCAGUGUGGAUAAAGUUCACUGGGAUGUUGAAAUUUGGUUACAGGAGGCCCAUGCACCAUACCUGACCAACUUCACUAACCCAAACUGUAAUGUUAGGUACCCAUUCACAGGUGGGUCAGCUGGGGGUGCCCCGGAAUAAAACCAGAGGCCUAAUAAGUACUCAUUUACAGCUGGGUCAACUUUGGGUGUCCCAGGAUGGAACCAGUGACCAAUUAGGCAUUCAUUGAUAGCUGGAUGAACUGGGGUCACCCAUCUCAUAAAUGGGUAAAUUUUGGGUACCCUGGGAUUGAACCAGCGACCCUCAGGACUAGAGGCAAGUGCUGUAUCAACUUAGCCACUGAAAAUGUCCGACAGUAUAUAAAAAAUGCUCAUAUGACAUUAGUUAUAAAGAUGAUAUUAAUAGUGUUAAUUAAGUUGUAAGUUGUAGUGUUGUUGUGGCACUGAAGACAUGUGUUAUGGUGUUGUGUGUGUGUGUGUGUGAGAGAGAGAGAGAGACUGAUUUUGUGUGCUGAAGAGAAUGUGAGAGAGUGACAGUUAUAGUAUUGCUAUGAUAUUAAAAAUGUGUGUGUGCACGUGCGUGCUUGCGUGCGUGCGUGCAAUUAAGAGAGAACGAGAUUAUUUUGAGAGGUAGAUAAAUAGAUUGAGAGAGAGAGAGAGAGCAAUAUUGCAAAUCUCAUAGAAGCUCAGGAACAAAUAAUUGACCUGACCUGACCUAGAAUAUACUCAUGAAAUCUUACUAUAAAAUGGCGCACACCAUAACACAUGCCUCUUCCUAUGCCCAAUUUUACCCCAUGUCCCAAUAUACCCCAUUUCACGACUUAUUAAAAAUCCCUAUUUAAUGGCAGUGUCCUGGUAGCUAUCGUGUGUGUGUGUGUGUGUGUGUGUUUGUUUGUGUUUUGGGGUCAAAUUUACUUGCUAAAGACAAUUUACAACAUGGUGCUUGGUUGAAAUUGGCUUGUAAUUGUGGUUGGUUAUCCAAUUUUGCACAAAUUUGCAGGAUAUUGUGCUUGGUUAUCAAUUCUGCACAAAUAAUACAUUGAAUUUGCACAACUUGUUUCAAUAUUGGGAAAAAUCGCACAAUAUGGUUCAAGAUUGAGAAAAAAUGCACAAAUGAGUCAAAAAUUACUCGGAUUUGCUCUAGUUUGUUGAAGUUAGCAAGAAUUUUAACAAAUUGAAAAAAAUCUGAUGAUAGAUCAAUAUUAGCAGAAAUUUUAUCACAGUUGGUAAAAAUUGGAUCAAAAUAUAGGGAAAUAACAAAUUGGCAAAGAUUAAGCAAAAAUUGUCCAUAAAAUUGUAAGAUUUGCAAAAGAAUUAUUUUUAGUUAUUUAAAUUGGUAGAAAAUUAAUAUGGUAGUAUUGCAAAAAUUGGUAGAAAUCACAAAAAUUGAAUGAAAUGUGCUCAAAAUACAUAAAAUUGCACAAAAUUGGUAUAAACUUACACAAGUUUGGUAGAAAUUGGGAGAAAAUCGCACAAAAUCAUUCAAAACUGGGUUGAAAUUGGGAAAGCAAAUUAUAUAAACCCGUCAAGUGCAAUAAUACAUCUGUGUAAUUUUUCAAGACGUGUUCAAACAGUAGAUGUCCAUAGAAUUGAUAUUGACACCUCGGAAGUCUGUAAAAUCUAUUGUUAACAUCCGAGAUUCUGUAAACCAAUGAUUGACACCUCAGAGGUUUGUAAACCAAUGAUUGGCACCUCAGAUGUCAGUAUUAUCACUAUGACACCUCCUCAAAUGUCCGUAUUAUCGCUAAUUGACACCUCGAAUGUCCGUAGAAAUAGAGGCAACUCACCACAGGAAACGGGAACUCGUCACAACCAAAGAAUUUCAGUAUUUGUGUUUUUUUUAACUGGCAAUUUUUUUUACAGGUUUUGUAAAUUGGGAAAUAUUUUAAUUUUUGUAAUUUCAUGAUUUAUGACAUUUUGGUUAAUUUUGGCCACAUGGCAAUUGGGUUGAGUAGGGGCACUUCACCCUUUAUCUAUCUAUCUAUCCAUCUUCUCUAAUGGGUAUUAAAACUUGUAUUUAUUUUUGGGCCACAUCACAACUGGGUCAACCAGAGGCACCUGGGACCCUCAAUUUUCUUUUUAACCCCCAAUUCUUAAGACAAUAUAUAGAAAGUCUUCCUUGAUAGAUAAAAUGGGUCCCAUGAUAUGCCUAUAGGCCCAUUUGGGACAGUUAGCUGGGCACUGCACUGGACAUUUUCAUUUCCUCAUCUGUAAAUUUAGGUACCAAAAAUUUACAGUAAAAAAAAAUUGUAAAUUUAACGUCCAAGAGAAGAAAAUUACACCGUAACUUGUCAAAUUUUCCUGUGUAAUUUUUUGUGUAAAUUUUAAUUUUUGAAGACCAUUAAAAUAGUUUUAGGGAAUUUUAAUUUUAAUUUUUAAUAUAAACUCAUUAAAAAAAUUGUACAAAUUACUAUGAUGUUUUAAUCUCUAUAAUAAAUAUUAAUGAUAA